CCCUAGUGCAACAAUCUCAUCUCCAUCGAGACAAUAUUAUCCACAAAUCCAUUGUUAUUUCACAUUUUUUCAUCUGAUGGAAAUUAUUUUUCGCUGAUUGUUGACGGCUAUUUACCAUGACGAUCUGAGAAAUUUUCCAACUCCGGGGUCACAAGACCCAAGGAGGAUUUAUCGAGAUGGGGCUUUACGCGGCGGGGGUUGCUGGGAUAGGCGUCUUCUACGGGGCUGUCCUGAGUAUUAGUGUCUGGGCCGCGGCCUCGAAGCGCAAAAAAAUCCACGGAAAAUCCCUGGACGACUUGAUCCUCGCGAACCGCGGCCUGGGCUUACUCCUGGGAACCUUCACACUCGUUGCGACAUGGGUUGGCGGUGUAUUCGUCCACGGCACCGCGGAAUCAAUGUUCACCAGGGGAUUGGUCUGGUGCCAGGUUCCAAUCGGCUACAGUCUCAGUCUCCUCCUGGGUGGCCUGAUCUUUGUUAAACCCAUGAGAAAAUCCGAGUACGUGACGAUGCUGGAUCCAUUUCAACAGAGAUAUGGCGCCAAGCUCGGGGGGUUGCUCUUCCUCCCAGCUCUCAUCGGUGAUGUUUUAUGGUCAGCGGCUGUACUCAAAGCACUCGCUAAUACUUUGAGUGUUGUCGCAGGAAUUGAUGGGAAAUUCAGUGUCGGGGCCUCUGCUCUGAUGCUCAUCGUAUACACUAUUUUUGGUGGUAUGUAUUCACCAGCCUCGGCAGAUGCUCUCCAGUUGGCCUGCAUAACGCUUGGUUUAGCAAUUAGCACUCCGUACGCGAUGUUGAAUCCAGCGGUGUCGUUAGAGAGAAACUUGGGGCGAAAAGAUUGGCUGGGUGAAGUGCAAACUGGAGAUCUUGCCGAGUGGAUAGACGGAAUGUUCCUUCUAAUGUUCGGUGGGAUACCCUGGCAGAGUUUUUUCCAACGCAUCGCCAAUAUAAAAAAUAUCUCCCUGGCUAAAACAGCAUCGGUGAGCUCAAUGAUUUGCUGCCUCGUGGUUGCUUUACCCUCGGCAAUGAUUGGACUUGUCGCAAGAGGAACAGAUUGGUCUCUCAUUGAUGGAUUCAAUCGGACAAUAUCAUUUCCGAGUCUCGAUGGGGGCUCCAUUUUACCAAUUGUCUUGAAACACCUGACACCCCAAUGGGUAGCGUUUGUCGGUUUAGGUACAAUAUCAGUGACUAUUCUCGCCUCAGCAAAUUCCAGUGUUCUAUCCAGCAGCAGCAUGUUCACCAGGAAUAUUUACAGAAUGGCAAUUAGACCGAAGGCUUCUGAGAGAGAGAUUGGAUGGAUUCUGCGGAUUACUUUGCUCAUGAUGACGGCCAUUGCUGCGGGGGUCGCCCUCACAGCCCGAAGUAUUUAUUAUCUCUCAUUUUUGUCAUCGGAUUUAGUUUAUGUCGUUCUAUUUCCACAACUCCUGGCAGUUGUCCACUGGCCCUCGUACGUAGAUGCCUACGGAUGUCUCGCGGGUUAUCUGACAUCUCUGAGCCUUAGAAUCGGAGGUGGAGAGACUGCCCUGGGGCUUCCUCCCCUCAUCCGCUACCCUUACUUCGACCCCAAGACUCAGAGCCAAAAAUUUCCAUUCAGAACUGCAUCCAUGCUGUCCGCAAUUAUGGUAUCUCUCCUGGUGAGUGCCAUCACGAGGGGUCUCUUCGGGGGUGGGAAGGACACCUGCCCCAGGUGUUGUGACUUCCUGGGGAUUUACACCAGUAGUAAAUCCAAGGAGCAGGGAGUCGCCCAGAGCAGCUCCGGAGCUGCUCUCCUCCUCAUCGACUCAGCGAUGCACGAGAGUUCAGCGGGUAGAGACUCAACAGACAGUCAGGACUCGACAGAUCGUCCGAGUUACGAGGACUCGCACUCAGAGGAGACAAAUACCCAUUACGGUAGCUUUGCUGAUCGUCCAGAUUUCACCCUGAGACGUGGAAUGAGUGUCCACAAUACCCCAGUAUCACGAAUAAAUCGUCAAUUUCCGAAGAACGUCACCCAGACACCAGGUCGUAAUCGCGUUCAACACUCCCACCAUCUCAACAACGUCGACGGCCAAAUUCUAGGCGUCAGAAAUUUAGCUGCAACACCACUGGGUCAAGUACUAAUGUCCAACGAGGCACAAACCAAUGCCAUCAGACUCACAAAUACGAAUGCAGUGUGCGCAACACCCUCGCAAACUUAUAAUCAUACUUACGGUAAAUUGACCAACAUUGAGAAAGCCAGGGAGAUCGAACGAAUCGCUGAUAGAAGCUCGCUGGAACUCAAUCUCAAUCUCAAUCUCAACGUGCAGGAAACACCUGGGGGCAUUGUAAAGAAGAACGUUGUGGGUGUUAAACUCGUUGGCAUGGAUGGACCCACUGCUUUGAGGAGACCAUCUCAUGGCACAUUCUCGCCGACACCUUCAGUGGAGUUAGUCCACAUCCUGGACCGUCGCCAGAGCGGUGGAUCGUACGGUCCGACGUCGUUAUCACCUGUGCCAGGACUGGAGGCCUGCAAGAUCCAUGGAACAGCUGUUGGUGGUUCUGGGAAUGAGCACUGCAGGAUAAAACGAGGAAUCGUGAGACAUCACAGCUUCAACGAGACAGGGGACAGAACCCUGACGACACUAGCUCGACAGCCCGCCUACCCCUCGAUGCCCCUGAGGACAGACGAGUGCAAGAUGACACUCAAGAAGGACAAGAAGUCCAAUGGAACGAUAGCCCGCCAUUCCUCGGUUGCUGAUGAGAAGAGCCCAUGUGGCAGGGGAUUAGUCCUCAGUCCCACCUACAGCAUGUACGGUUCAGCUGUAACCACUGGUAAUUACUUCGUCAGCGACGACGAGGCGAUCAGCAGAUUUUAAUUACAUCGAAGACAGGACACCGACGACCAUUCGAAGGUAGGAAAAAAUGAAAUUCAAUGGCCGGGAUAGGUAUUUCCCAAUUUUAUGUGCAAUCUAACUCUCUUCCCGAUACUUUGAGCGUUAAAUUUCUUUUUUUCCCUAGAAAUUAAUUUAGUCUUUGUGUACAGAUACUCCAUGGAGAAUAGAAAAAAUAAAUUAAUACGUAGGAUGAACGAUAAAUUUGUAUUGUAAAGAUAAUCAAACGGAUGGAGAACGGUUUUUCUAGUUGGAGGAGAAAUUAUGAAACACGCGUUGUGUCAAACGAGAACGUCCAAAAAAAAAAAGAAAGAAUGAAGAUAAUAAUCAAUCGAUAUACAAUAUUUUUGCACUGAGGCAGUAACUGUACAAAAUUGAAUAGCGUUAAUUUCGAUGGCAUUUACACAACACCUAGUCGAAAUAAAAAAUGAGUGAAUAAUGUAUUCGUGGUAAUCCGGUAGAAAUAUCACGUAAUUUGUAUUUAUAGCUGUAAUCCUCAAGCUCAAUGUAUGAUAGCCAAAUUAUAGAGAGGGAGACCAAUGUUAAUUAACACAGACAAAACAGUUUCAGCCCAUAAUUGUACAUUCUCCGCACUUCGUGUUCACUCCAUUAACAUUGAAUAUAAAAAAAUAAUUUGGAAUUGCUAUUUGAUAUUUCUGUGGCAUCUUGCAUAAUUCAUUGUUCAUACGACCAACAGAAUUCAAAUAAUUGAAUGAAUCCAAAAGACUUGAUACCAAAUUGAACAAAAAUCUGAUCAAUAACAUUGUGCAAUACUACCUCCUCUCCUUUUAUGUACUUUCGUAUUCAAGAGUUGAAUGGGAAAGACAUCUGCGACCUGUGCCAGUAUUACUCUAGAAUUAAGACUGAGACAAAUAAAAAAUGAUCUCAACGGUAAUUUAAAUAAAUUCAAUUCACUGAAACAUUAGGAUAAAUUAGAGAACGUUACGAAAUUAAUUAUUAUGCAGUAGAACUGGAUUAAUCCGUGGAGAUGAAUUCGAAAUUGAAUUUCAAAUGAAGUUGAAUUAAAUUUUGUUCUAAUGGCUGUUCUCCGACAA
Molecule: messenger RNA, 3898 nt
Organism: Fopius arisanus
Lineage: Eukaryota; Metazoa; Arthropoda; Insecta; Hymenoptera; Braconidae
Product: high-affinity choline transporter 1
Exons: 10
Coding region: 177-2828 (883 amino acids)
Biological process (GO): transmembrane transport; choline transport; acetylcholine biosynthetic process
Cellular component (GO): plasma membrane
Molecular function (GO): choline:sodium symporter activity
Source: RefSeq, a predicted model, not a curated record